AUAUAAAGAGCAACAGAACACAAGCCAGGCUUUAUCCUGCUUGUCUGUCCAGCUCACUUAGACCUCACAGGAAACUCCCAACUCCCCCAGCCCUCACACACUCACUCAUUAUCACUUUCCACACUUUUUUUGUUGCUCUCACACACACAGUCCCACCGGCUUGCUGAGUCUGACCUGAGAGGAUGGCUGCAUCCAUGUGGAGAAUGAAUGGGCUCUGGAGGAGGAUGGCUGGACUUCUGCUGCUCUGCGCUCUAUUGCUCAGCAAUGAUGUGAGGUGUCAAGAUGAGGGGGCUACAACAGAUGCACUCGCAGCUGAUCCAGCUGAUGGUCCUGGCUCCACUAGAGUUCCAGAUGUCUCUGCUGCCCCAAACGUAGAUGCCAAUCCCACGGCUGUCGGUGGUGAAUCUGCUGCUUCUGCUACUCCUGGAGACGACUCGGUCCUGGCCACCAUCAUGACCACUGCAGUCAAUCCUGAUAACCAGGAUGAAGCCACCUCAAAUACAGCAGGGACCACUGCUGCCCCCGUUGUUGCACGUGGUGUGGAUUUAACACCCGUGUUCACAGCUGACACUCACGUUGUUCAAUUAGUGGUGCCUGAGGUGAAGUGUGUUGGAGCAAACGACAUCUCAAAAAGUAAUGCUGUUAAAGUUGAGGUGGCGACAGCUGAUUGUGAGGCAACUCGAGCCAUUAUUCAGGAAAAUGCUGCAGGCUGGUGUGAGACGGAAAAGUGUGGUCUAAGAAUCUUUCAGAAUGGCAAGACAGCCCUGGUGGCCAGUGAUGAUGCUAAGUUGAGUACCUUGGCUGAAACACUUCAGGGUGAACAAUUGAAAGACAAGCUGGGUGUGGCAAAGACUGAGACCCCAUCAUCAUCAGGUUCUGCUGUAUUUGUGGGAGUACUGGUCUCAGGUCUGAUUGCUGCCCUUGGAAUCACUGUAGCUUAUUUCAAAUGCCAGCGCAAGUCUGACACCAAGGGAGUGAGACUGGCAGAGGAGGCCUAUCCAGUAGACCAGGAGAACCAGGGGAACACUCUUGUAUCUGUGGCCCCCCUCAACCCCCCUCCAGAAACCCAGGAGAAGCCUAGUGUAAAUGGAGAGUCUCCCGAGGCUGCCAAGACCCAACCCCCUCCACCCACCAACGGCCACUCCACCACCAAGACAGCAGACACCGAGAUGUGAAAUAGUCUACAAAUAAUUGCAGCCCCAGGACCUACCCCCACAAACACAGACACACACACACACACACACGCACACACACAUACACACACACACAAACAUGCCUUUGCAAACUCCCUUUCUGAUUCCACUUCUGCCCAACCACUGAAAGUCCACAGCAAAGUGGACAUCAGGAACAGGAACAAUGUCCAACGCUCCUCUUGUCACAGCCCUUUUGCCUCCUCCUUUGGCUGUGUGCCUCAAUAAACAGAAAACUAGUCUGAUGACGAUGGUGGCGACGGUGACUGAUGACAAUGAUGACGAAGACUCAGUCCAUGGGGUGUUGUCGGCAGUUUGGCUGGGAAUGAGAGACAGGAGACGGGCAGUUCUGGGUGGGAAGAGAGUGUAUUUUAGCCUUAACCAGCACCGGUUCCCAUGAUGACUGCGGCCUCUGAAGUCACAGCCAUGUGCUGUCAACACACACACAGCAGAGUCUCUGCAUGUCAUCAGGUUUAAAGCUCCCACCAAGCCACCAGCUGUAAAUACAGCACAAGUCCAUAAUAAAAGUGUUUCUCGGUUUAUUGUAAAGCCAUGACAGACAAAGAGGAAAUAAAUCACACUGCCUUGAAACCUGUUUACAAACUUCUCAGAGAGAAACUCAACUGGGCUCUGAUCUUGUUUGUCUGACUAUUGAUCAGUGGCUGUGUGAAUGUGUCUAUGUGACUGUCUCUUGCCAAAUCCUGCAUGCGUGUGUUAAGGUGUACCUGCACCUGUUCUUGUGCAGGGACUGUAUGCAUAUCCAUACAUGCAUCCAAGUUUGCUUACUGCAUGUAUGCGUGGUUGAUGGCAGAUUUUGAUUUUGAUGUGAGUAUGAGUGUGCACGUGACUCUAGCCAUGAAAAGUGUACAAUUUUGUAAAAUGAGAUGACAAAGUGAUGGCUCGCCGAGAUGCAGCUGGUGAGGAGGAAGGAGUAUUGAAGUUUUAAUCACGCCAUUUUCUGGCUGAGGUGCAGCCGCAGGGAAUUCUACAAUCUGUCACUGCAGACGGUGGUGAAAUCAAUCACAAAGCCAACAGGACUCUUUGCAGUGGCUUCAUAGUCGCUGCUGAAAAUGAUGAGACCAACAGUGUGCCAACAGACUCAUAAAGGCCUCAGACACAGAGCUUCUUACUGUCAGCUCUGGCCAUCCAGUUGUCAGUGUUAUUCUCUUUUCAAUAUACUGUAUAUGCUCUUUUUAUUAACAGCAUUCUAUUGAACAGUAUGUAUAGUGUGGUGCCUUAUUUUAUUGUGUGUAUCCCACACUUCUUACGUCCCUCUAUGUGCCAAAGAAUUUCAUUUCAUAGCUCAUGUUGUACUAAAUUGUGUUGUACAAAUUGUGAUUUGGGUCAGACAUGGUAAAGAAAUAUGUUCAAGGACUUUGUUAGAAAAAAGCAUCUAGUCGUUCAAAACAUUUUUUUAACUAAAAAGCAGUAAAAGGAAUUGCAAUUUUUUUUAUUUGAACUGGAAGAAAGAAACAUUUUUGAUAUAUAAAUGGGAUGUCUCGCACUGACCUCUCCUUUCACUCAAUUUUCUUUUCAUUUCAUUGCUAACAUUCCAAUGUGACCGUUUCAUAUGCUUAAGACCUUGUGUUUAAAUUGGAUUUAACAUGAAAAAAUAAAAUGUAAAAAGUCA
Messenger RNA from Scatophagus argus, 2820 nucleotides. RefSeq lists its product as uncharacterized. The record is from RefSeq and is a predicted model, not a curated record. Lineage: Eukaryota; Metazoa; Chordata; Actinopteri; Scatophagidae. Gene Ontology annotation, cellular component: membrane. Bases 183 to 1175 code for a protein of 330 amino acids. The transcript is spliced from 8 exons. Gene Ontology annotation, biological process: cell adhesion.